AUGGCGAGGCCGUGGUUUACUAAGAACCUCUCGCCAGACAAGAUCAACCUGAGCACGCUGAAAGGGCAGGGGCAGCUGACGAACCUGGAGCUGGACGAAGAGGUGCUGCAGAAUGUGCUGGAGCUGCCCACCUGGCUGGCCAUCACGCGGGUCUACUGCAACAAGGCGUCCAUCAGGAUCCAGUGGACGAAACUGAAAACACACCCAAUCUGCCUGUACCUGGAUAAAGUGGAGGUGGAGAUGCGAACAUGUGAAGAGCCUCGGCCGCCCAACGGACAGUCCCCCAUUGCCCUUGCUGCAGGUCAAAGUGAGUAUGGCUUUGCUGAGAAGGUUGUGGAGGGGAUGUUCAUUGUCGUCAAUUCCAUCACCAUCAAGAUUCACUCCAAGGCCUUUCAUGCCUCUUUCGAGCUAUGGCAGCUCCAAGGCUACAGCGUCAACCCAAACUGGCAGCAGAGCGACUUGCGGCUCACGCGCAUCACAGACCCGCAGAGAGGAGAGGUUUUGACAUUCAAAGAGCUCACCUGGCAGACGCUUCGGAUAGAGGCAGAUGCCAGUGACAAUGGGGAUCAGGAUCCUGUUACUACUCCUCUGAGACUCAUUACCAACCAAGGGAGGAUCCAGAUCUCCCUCAAGAGAAGGACCAAAGAUUGCAAUGUGGUGGCCUCUAAGCUGAUGUUUCUCCUUGAUGACCUGCUGUGGGUGUUGACAGACUCUCAGCUGAAAGCAAUGAUGAAGUAUGCAGAGUCUUUGAGUGAAGCCAUGGAAAAGUCUGCUCAGCAGAGGAAAAGCCUGGCACCAGAGUCUGCGCAGAUAACACCGCCGGCUCCAAGUGCUCAGCAGUCCUGGUCGCAGUCAUUUGGAGUGAGCCCAAGUGCAAGUAGCAUUGGCCAAUACUUUGAUAAACAUGAUAUGAAGGAGUCAUCGUACCACCUCCUCAUCUCGCGCCUGGACCUGCACAUCUGUGAUGAUAGCCACACUCGGGAGUCAGGCGCUCUGAAGCACGGGAUGCUGGGCGGAGCGAUACAGCUGACAUUCAGGAGAAUGGCCUUUGACUAUUACCCUUUCCACAGGGCAGGAGAUGCCUGCAAGCACUGGGUGAGGUACAGCGAGGCCAUGGAAACCCGGGGACAGUGGGCAAAAAAGUUGGUCAAUGAAUUUCAAAGCAAGAUUGAGAAGCAUUAUGAAGAAAUGGACCCUGCCUUUACCAGGACUCCACUUUCUCCCUUCAAAAAGAAACCAGAUACCUCGAGUCCUCAUAAAAGUCCCUCAGAGAAAGGCCGGGUCCCUCCCUCCAGCUUGCCACAACUGCGGCACCCUUCCUGGAACCGCCUUCGAUCGAGCUGUGUGGUAGUCCGAGUAGAUGACCUAGACGUUCACCAGGUUUCUACAGCUGGUCAACACAGUAAGAAACCUUCCACCUUGCUGUCAUGUAGCAGAAAAUUCCUCAAUCUUCCAGAUCAGGUCUCUGCGAUCCAUAUCGAGUUCACAGAGUAUUACUUCCCAGACAAUCAGGACUUUCCAGUUCCGUGCCCGAACCUGUACGCGCAGCUGAACGGCCUGACGCUCACCCUGGAUACAGCGAGUGUGCUCUGGAUAAACCUCUUCUGUCUGGAUCUUUAUCGCAGCCUGGAGCAGUUCAAAGCCAUCUACAAGCUGGAGGACUCGGGCAAGCACGAUGAGCACUUGGACGUUCGGCUGGAUGGCUUCCGCCUGAAGCUCAGCAUCCCUGUGGAGAAGAAAGUUACGGAGCAUCGAGACCGCCCACGGGCGCUGUGUGUUCGCACGGCGCAGGUGACUGCCACCAACACCCGCCACGCUCCCUUCUGCAGCUGCCAGGACCUCCAGAGCCUCUUCCGGAGAUUUGCCAAUUCGGAAUUUUUCCACUCUAACUAUUCGCAGUUCCCAAGGUCUCAGGACAACUUCAGCCUUCUCCACACCCUUUUCUUGCGCCAUGCCUAUGAAGUGGAUGACAGACCUCGGAAGAGGACAGGCUUUUCCCAGACAUUUCACAAAGCCUCUGCCUCUGAAGACCUGUGGUCUGUGAAUUUCACAGAGCUUUCCCUGGACUUUGAGGGGGCGGAGAGCUCAAAGGGCAAAGCCAUUAAUUUUAUUUCCUCUUUUCCCCUUUCCAUUUGGGCUUGCCUUCCCAAGAGAUGGGCACAAGCUCAGAUGUCCAAACGACAGGCAUUGGCUGCCUCCGAGAUGAAGAUCAAGCCUUCUGCCAGCUUUAGCAAUCACUGCAAGAAUGAGAGUCUUUCCAAGGAGCAUGGGAUUUGCCAGAGAUCGAAGACUGACCAGGAUCUGAAGAACAUCUACAAGGUCCCAGAGACGAUGGACGUGUUGGGAGAAUGCGAUUAUGAAACUGAUGAUGGAGUAGCUGAUAAAGAGCUGGAGUCCUCUGCUGAUAUCCAUGUGCUUUUGUCCUCAUCUGUUCAUGUCAAAGUUCGACUCAACCACUACCAAUAUUUGGUGCUGCUCAGGAUGAAAGAGGUUUUGCAAACAUUACAAGAGCAGUUGGCUCAAGAUACACAGGAAGUGACUGGGUGUCCCUUAGAUCCCAUGUCUGCAUGUGUCGGAGUUAUGUUCCAUAGUGCCGAACUGGCCCUAAUCAUGAACCCUGUGCCGGGCUCCGGCUUGGAACCUCGAUCCCUCGACUCGGACACAACAAGCCUGAUGGAAUCGGAGCUGUCGCCCUCCGACAGCAAGGAGGGCCUGGCAGCUGAAGAGAAGGAGCUGAAGUCAGAGACAAGUUCAGAGAAGGGAGCAGUCAGCAGCUCAAAGGUCCCAGAAGACAGUGGGACUGAAGAUACAGGUACAGGUGUCACUGCGGCACGGCCGGAGAGCAUGCCAAGAUCCACGAGUGAUGGAGCUCUGGGUACAAGUCCAUACAGUAAGAGUGCAGAGGAGAAAGGCCUGGUAGAGGAAGCCCACGAAGCUGUGGAAGCGCUGGUGGCAGAAGGAGCAGCAGAGUCCAGUGAGCAGCCUCAGAGCCCUCCUGCCCUCCCGUCCAGCCCGACCUCCGAUGUGCAGCCCUUGAGGAGAGGCAGCGUCGCUCUCAAUGGCCAGGCUGAGCUCAUCCCAUUAAAAAACCUGGAGGUGGAGCUGUCUAGUGCGUUGCAUAUCACAAAGGAUGCCACUAAGGAAGCCUUGCACGUGACUAUGGACCUCACCAAAGAAGCCAUGUCUAUAACGAAAGAUGCUCUGAGCCUGAGCCGGGAGAAGGUGACCUCCACCAUGCACAAAAUGCUCUCUCUCCCACCAACCAAGGAUGCAGUGCCGAAAGCAGAAGAGGGAGCAGUGACUCCCGGCGGGAGCGGCAGCAGCCGGAUGCGCUUCUUCUCCAUGAAGAGGACGACGUCCCAACAUUCGUUUGACACCACGUCUGUGGACGGCAGCGGCCCCGAGGACGGGCUCUCUGUGGACAGCGAUGGCAGCGACGGCUUCGUGAUGCUCACGGACUCUGAACCCAGCCUGGAUCCUCUUUCCUCGGUACAUCUCCCUCAGGUGCACAACGACACGGGCAGCAGAGGAAGCCCCAUGGCAGAGGAUGACAGCAGAGCGUCUCCUGAAAUAAAUAGCUCCACUUCACAGAGUGCAGAAGACCCCAGCCUUCAACUGGUGUCUGUCCUUGUGCUGAAGAUGAAUCAGGUGAACUGUGGGAUAGAGGCAAGAGAUGAUGAUUUGUCUGUCGCUUUACAAGUCACGGAGGUGGUUCCAGAGCAGCUCAACAACGUCGGGAUGUGGCAAUAUCUGUGCGGCUAUCUGGGAGAUGCAGAUGCGGAGAAGCCUUCAGCGCCUGAAGCUGGUAAGACCCAGCCAGAAGUGUGCGUGCGCCUAGACGUGGGACCCAGCGCCGCCGUGCGCUCGCCGCUCGCUGUUCAGAAUGGCUUCCUUCACAUGCUGGUCCACAGCUACGCAGCAGAGCUCUUCAUGUCCUCCCUCUCUAACCUUGGCCCCUUUCUUGAGGAUGAAGUCAUCCCAGAGGUGAUGCCCAUGGAGAUAGAAAUUGUGAACACCAAAAUCACACUGAAGGAUGACAGCCCCCAGGUCUACCCUACCUCGCCCGGCCCCGUUCCCAUCACCUUGGCCGUGGAUCACGUCAUUGUGAAGCGCGGAGACGAUGGGGUUUUCUCUCUAACAGCGCCACAAGGGAAGGGCUCACCCGAACAGGAAAAACCUGUGUCAGCUUUUAAGGAACAGACAGUCCCGGCAGAGAGUGUCCCAGCAGGAGGGAUCUGUGGAUUGCAGUUGAAGGAAGUGCCAGAGCUGCAAAGGGAGCUGCAGAGCAUGAAAAUAGCCCUUGCAGAAGCCAACAUGGACAAGGCCCGGCUGCUGCAGGAAAUUAGGAAGUACAAUCCCCUCUUCCAGCUCUGACAGCGAAGGGCCAGGCCGCAGCAGCUCGGGAGGAGUGGAGACCACCACCAGCACCAAGGCGGCUAGUUUGGCUGAUGCCCUCAAAGGGUGGAAACCAACUGUGUUUGUAAAAUAAACUCGAAGGAGGGAGAAGCGAAGGAAGGCCUGGCUGGACUGGGCGACAGGGGAGAGGGAAUGAGAAGGAGCUACCAACUUGCAGCCACUUGACUGUGUCCUGGCAAUAUGGUGCUACCGGCUGCCACCGAACCAGGGCAGUGCUCCGUCUGCAAACGAGAGGUCAGGAGCUGCGGGGGGGACCAGUGUUUCUUCAUCUGCAGAGUCACAUGGACAGCCUGCUGGCAGCCUCGAGCAUCUCUGCUUCACUUUCACCUGGAGGUGCUUGGUGGGGGGUGGUUCUGCUGCUUUUUUUCUUCCUUUUUGUGUUCUUGCCCAAUCGCACAUGCCAAAGAGCAUGGCAAAAGGAGCGUGGUUAACUUACUGCAUCAAGGAGCGAUAGAUAUGGCAGAUUGCUGCUCAGAACUGCUGAAGUGCAAAUGCAUGUGGUGCUGCGUGAAAAUGGAAACUUAGGGAGUCAGCGAGUGUGGGAGGGAUUGCUGCCUGGUGGAAGGGGCUAGGUCUGAUUACUUCCUCCAUAGCAGGGCCAGGAGAGUAAAAGAGAUUCCUUCAGGUUUCUUUUCCUACCAGUAUUUGUCUGUCAGGACAGAAUCAGUAGUAUAUUAGCCUUAGUCUGGUUCAUUCUCAAGCCCAUAAAAUUUGGCUUUACUGGUGGUAAAGCAUAAAAGGAAUUCAUGAUUUCAUUACAAAGGAAUAUUCAGACUUUCUUUAAUUUUGCAGUCCAAGACCAGGAGUCAAAUAGGUUGGUUAAGUCGAGGGGUAGGAUGGAAUUGCCUGUCGUGCAAGAAUUGAACCCACUCCUGGUCCAGGUACAGGACAAGGACACCGACAUGUCACUGCAGUAAGGGGCAGUGGUGAAGGGAGAAGCUGUUACAAAAGAAUUUGCUUUGUCUUUGAUACCAGAGGGUGYGAGUCUGGGCCCCUCUGUGUUAGGGAUAAGAGCCUGUUCCUUCCCUGUCACACCCAGCAUCUCCACCGUGUGUGGAGCUCGUGGGGUUUUGAAGAUAUUUCAGACUUUGAGUGGGAUUUUUUCCAGAUGUGGUUUGUGUUUGUUUGAACAUACCAUUUCUAAUGCACAUGCUUUUCACUGCAUGUAAAACAAAGUAGUGAUUGCCUCACACCGAGUGCUAGCAAAAAGCUUGCAUGGGAUUUUUUUUUCUUUAUCAGUUGAGAACUCCACCUUCUAUAAGAGUUAAGCAAUGCCUUUUUUUCUUAGCUGAACACACUACACCCAAACCCUUAAACUGAUUUUUUUUUUUCUAUUUUUUUCUACUUGAGCAUUAGUCCUCUGAAAUUAGUUUAGCUAAAAUAACAUCAGCUUUGAGUCCUGCGGGCCCUCUAAGGAGCAGCCYCUGAUUUACAAGCCACGAUGAGUUGAGGUCUGGGGCUAACAAAAGAAAGCAACCAGCUGGAUUUGCAUUUCCCACUGUGCUCCUCUGCCCUUGUCCCUGUGCCCGGCUCUGGAGCUGCUGAGCACUUCCCGUUAACGGAGCCUGCCGGGAUCAUUUUAGCUCUUUAGCCCUCCGGGGAGUCUCUUUAGCCGCUGGGUUASAGUUGGAGAUGCUGGUGAUCUGUGGCUUACGAAGAGCCAAAAAUCAGUUCCUGGCAGAAGAGGGCAGGCGAGAGAAUAGGAGAGAGACAAAGGGAGACCAAAACGUCACUGUUCAUCUUAACUCGGUGUUUGAAUCCGCGAGACCGAAGGUGGCCGUGAGUGCCGCUCGCUGGACGAGCCCUCGUGCCCYCGCUGUGACCAGAGCGCCCGGGCAGCCGGGGCUCGCGGCGGCCGGCGUUUGGMCAUCUCUGUCUGCCAAGAUGCGACUGAGCUGAGCCUGAAAUGGGAUGUGACAGCGGCCKCUGAAGUCCAGCCUUCCUUCUGGAAGGGGCAGGCGGGGAGGAAUAUUUGCCUGUGGCCGUGUGCUCGUCCUCGCCACUGCCUGGUCUGGCUAGGGCUGCUGCUCGUGAUGCUGUGACGUGUGUGAGUUUSUGUUCCUCUGCAGCGAAGGAUCAGGAUCCCUCCUUGUUUUCUCUGGAGCAUCCCCUAGGACUCACCCUCGCAUGCCAGCCUUGCCAGGACCAAUUUGUGUUACUGUCUGCGAUGGAAAAUGCACUAGAGCAGCCUGUCAGGGCUGCUCGCCAGAGGAAAAUGCACUUUAACUUUCAAGCAUCAGCGGGCAUUUCCUUCACCACUAUUGCCUCAUGCAGAGCAGAAUUCAGAAGUAAAAGCAGGGGUUGAAGUUACCUCGAGAGGUAAAGAUGACRCUCAAGUGCUGUGAACAGUUUCUAGAGUAAGAAAGGAGGGCACAAGGCACCUGUGUGCCCACACAUGUGCUUUGAAGCAAACUCAUGUGCAAACAUCUCAUUGUGACUAACACCCUUGUGAAGUGCACAAACCCCCCUAAGUGGAGCUCCAGCCCUGGGUGCUGCUCUGCUUGCUCCCCUUCCGCUGUGAAGCAAGAGGUGUAAGAACACAUGCCGUAGGUGGAAUGAAAUGGACCUGACUGCUCGAAAACAGGGGAUAUUCCAUGACUUAGGCUUGACACCUGCUUAAACACUCCCGUACGGGCAGCCUGGGAAGGCAGUGGGGAGAGGGAUGUUGCUGCCUGGUGUUGCAGAGCCCUGUGACCUCCUUCCCUCUCCCUCGCCGCGUGGAGCCYGAGCAGAGCUGGGGCACACUUCCUUACAGCUACUCUCUUGCUCCAGCAACUCUAGUCAACCUGUUCUCUUUUAAGAAAAAUUAAACUACUUCCA
Messenger RNA from Nothoprocta perdicaria, 7236 nucleotides. It is a transcript of the gene BLTP3A, whose product is annotated as UHRF1 binding protein 1. The record is from RefSeq and is a predicted model, not a curated record. Gene Ontology annotation, molecular function: histone deacetylase binding. Lineage: Eukaryota; Metazoa; Chordata; Aves; Tinamiformes; Tinamidae. The transcript is spliced from 21 exons. Bases 1 to 4374 code for a protein of 1457 amino acids.